AAUAGUUCGUAAUCUGAUAGGUUAAAGGGCUGCAGUCGAGGCCGAUCAAAGUUCAUAACAUAUUUUUCCCGAGGCAUUAAAAAGUACUUAUCUUCACUGGAGAAUGUGGAAAUGCAUAACUCUUUUCCCACAUGCAGCUUACAUACGGUGGGGCUGUGCCAUUGCCCGAAGACUUCUUCAUGAUGGACUUCUUAAGGUCCACCCAGAAGUAUCAAAAGCAAUUGCCAGUCAGAAGGCUGUAGUGGCUUUGGAAAGCACAAUCGUCACACAUGGCAUGCCGUAUCCUCAGAACCUGAAUUGCGCUAGGGAGGUCGAACAGAUAGUAAAAGAGCACAAUGCAGUCCCUGCGACGAUUGGCAUCAUCGAGGGGAAGGUGCAUGUGGGGCUGGCAGAGAGCCAGCUGGAGCACCUGGCUGAAAGCAAGGAAACACUGAAAGUGUCGCGCAGAGAUCUCCCAUAUGUUCUUAGCAAGGGCUUAUCUGGUGGUACCACCGUUUCAGUCUCCAUAAUAGCAGCACACAAAGCUGGCAUUCCUCUGCUUGUGACUGGGGGCAUCGGAGGCGUCCAUCGGGAAGGACAAAACACACUGGAUAUCAGUUCGGAUCUGACGGAACUGGGUCGCACCCCUGUGGCCGUGGUUUCAGCAGGAGUCAAAUCCAUCCUGGAUAUUGGGCGAACACUGGAAUACUUGGAGACACAGGGGGUAUGUGUGGCUACAUUUGGCAAGACACGUGACUUCCCAGCAUUCUUUACUCCAAGAAGUGGCUUUCAAUCUCCUUACAAUGUCACAGAUGAAGAGGAAGCAGCAAAACUUAUUGCCACCCUCCAUCAUUUUGGCCAGGAUAGUGGAGUGCUGAUCGGCGUCCCUAUUCCAGAGGAAGAGGCUGCAUCAAGCCUGGUUAUUGAUAAUGCGAUCAGCCAGGCUGUGGAAGAGGCAAGGGUUAAAGGUAUCCGGGGCAAGAAUGUCACUCCCUUUAUUCUAGCACGAGUUUAUGAGCUCACACGAGGAGUUUCCUUGACUGCCAAUAUUGCUCUCAUCAAAACCAAUGCAAAGGUGGGCAGUCGUAUAGCAUGUGCACUGGCCAGGCAGAAGACACGCAGAUACAACCCUCCAUCACAACCAUCUGAAGAGAAGGACAGAGCUCCUGCUAAGCCAGUCGUGAUUGGUGGCUGCAAUAUUGAUUAUGUUAUCAAGGUGGAACAUGGCGAUAUGAUGUUUGGUGGCCCCACAAACCGCAGCAUUGUACGUCAGUCAAUAGGGGGUGUUGGCAGAAACCUGGCUGACUGCCUGAGCCGCCUGGACAUGAAUCCAUUGUUCAUCUCAGCCAUCGGAACUGAUAUCAAUGGGGAGACAAUUCGACACUUUUGUGGUCACAUGGAUACCAGCGGUGUGGCAAUAUUACAGGAGCAUAACACAGCCGUGUACUGUGCAGUCAUUGCACCUUCAGGAGAGCUGAAUCUGGGCCUUGGAGACAUGGACAUUCACCUGCAGAUAACAGCGCAGUAUGUUUCCAAGUUUGAGGAGCAAAUCCGGUCAGCCUCAUUCGUGUGCCUGGAUGGGAAUAUUCCCGCAUCGACCAUCCAUUACGUCUGCAAUGUUGCGAAAGAGCGCAGUGUUCCAGUGUUGUUCGAGCCCGCAGACUUCUCCAGUGCUUGCAAACCUUUCAAGACAGAAAGCUGGAAAUCUCUAACGUACACGUCACCCAACCUGAUGGAACUGUGGGCAAUGAACCAGGCACUUGGAUUACCAGUACCCACAGAGCUGCCUUCCGUGGUGGAUGAAGUUGUUGAGGUUGCAUUGAGAAUGUCACGGCCGUUGUUGAAACACUUGCAGUGUGUGAUCGUCACUCUGGGAAGGCACGGCGUGCUCCUUUGCAGCAGAUGUGAAGACGGAGAAAUCUCUCUUCAGCCAAGGAAAGCCUCUCAGAUGUCACCCAGUGAUCUUUGUGCCAUCCACUACCCUGCCAUUAGUAUCAGACCAGAAGAAAUGCUGAACGUGUCUGGAGCUGGUGACAGUUUUGCUGCUGGACUAAUUGCGGGCAUCCUGACAGGGCAGGAGACCCACACGUGUGUCAGGAUGGGGUUGUUGGCUGCCAGCCAUUCCAUCAGGUCACUGGAAGUCGUCUCCACGUCCAUCAAUGUCAACAGUGUGAACCCACAGCAGGUCAUCGAGGGUGCAUGGCCACAGCCGAUAUAUCAUCCGGGUGGCAAAGCUCCUACUAACAGGGAAUUAUAAAUCCCAGAGGCUGGGUCCCAGGGUCCUGUCUCAGAAGAACAGAAGGUCCAGAGUUGAACACAUUGCUACUUAAAUGACUGAUGUCGGUGUGGGAAGACUAUUUCCAGUAUCUAUUUCAGAAGGCAUUGCUUCUAUCUGCAGAACUCGUAGCUGACCUUCCUUGUGCGCUAGCUGUUCAGUACAAUGUGAGAAACAGACUGUGUACUGAAGACAUGUGGCCUUCCAGAUACUAGCCUAUCAUGUACUUACCAUCUUCAGCUCUUUUUUUAAAAACACUAAAACCGGUAGCAUAUAACCAGUCUUGAUUGUUUCAUUUGGACCCAUGUCUUAAACUGAAUAAAGAGUGUUUAUUGAAAGGAAA
This is a messenger RNA of Mobula hypostoma (lesser devil ray), 2597 nucleotides long. RefSeq lists its product as uncharacterized. The transcript is spliced from 20 exons. NCBI's taxonomy places the organism in Eukaryota, Metazoa, Chordata, Chondrichthyes, Myliobatiformes, Myliobatidae. Gene Ontology annotation, molecular function: kinase activity; pseudouridylate synthase activity. The record is from RefSeq and is a predicted model, not a curated record. Bases 104 to 2236 code for a protein of 710 amino acids.